Molecule: messenger RNA, 1104 nt
Organism: Westerdykella ornata
Lineage: Eukaryota; Fungi; Ascomycota; Dothideomycetes; Pleosporales; Sporormiaceae
Exons: 1
Coding region: 1-1104 (367 amino acids)
Source: RefSeq, a predicted model, not a curated record
AUGACGAGGACGCUCCAGAACCGCCUUGCACUCGCAAACGUCAAGAUUAAGCAUGGCUGGGAGAGCCUCAGCCUGGAUACCCUGGAACCAAAAGUCGAAGUCGAGCUCAAGCGGAAGCGGCCCGGCUCCAGCAACGAGACACUGUCAGACACCUCCAGUGUCUCUGAACGCUUCUACCCGUAUGGCAUACCCGAUUCCUCUCCCCUCGCCGCUCCUAUAUUUUCCGACGAUGUUCGACGAUCCGGCAGUCGCACCAGUCGGUCUGGCAGCAGCCAAGGCAAGAGACCUCGCUAUACACAGUCCUUCACCAGAUAUCCCGGCACCAGCAAUCACAGCCGUACCAAAGUGCGUGCUUCAGCCUCGGGCUCAGCACACUGGAAGAGCAUGCACAGGCUGCCUGAAUCAUCCCCCGUAUACCACCGUCGACAUACCAGAUUCGGCACCGGCCACGCCUCCAGUCUUUCCUUCGUCUCUGAGACUUCGACCAUUCCCGACCAUCCUAGGUCACCUCUCCUGUCCGACGACGAUGACGACGACCUUCCCAUCACCUCGUUCCAAUUGACCAGUUCCCAUAUGCGCUCAUCGCCGCCCAGAGCUCCUCGCACUCCUUCACCAGCCAUUGCCCGCUCCGCCCGUACCGCUCGUCUACGAGAAGGCGGAUUGGCGGCUGCAGGCCCACCCCGCAAUGGCGAGGAAGAUGCAAAUCUGUUGAUCUAUCUGGCGGCAUCCCCCUCCCCCGCACACGCUUCCACCGCCAAAACCCUGAUGCCGGCUCCGUCCACGCCUCCUCCCAAGUCUACUCCGCUCCCCUCCUCCAUGAUGUCCACUCCAGGGGGAGGGGCGCCUUUCCCUGGCUUCGGCCUAACUACUCCUGGAAAUUUCAAUUUUGCCGAAUUCGUCAACAUGACGCCGAGUCCCGGCCAGAUCAAUGGGUCGUGGAACCGUACCCCAGCGACCAUCAAGACACCUGGCGCCACCCGCGAAGCCCGUCGUCGACUCAACUUCGAUCCUACCGAUAGCCCGCGCCUUGGUAUCGAACGCUCCCGUGGGGUCAAGGUGGAGGGACUGGGCAUGGACCUAGGCGGCGAACUCAGCGUACCCUGA